This is a messenger RNA of Dromaius novaehollandiae (emu), 4891 nucleotides long. RefSeq names its product hormonally up-regulated Neu-associated kinase (gene HUNK). The coding region runs from base 179 to 2410 and encodes 743 amino acids. Gene Ontology annotation, molecular function: ATP binding; protein serine/threonine kinase activity. Gene Ontology annotation, biological process: protein phosphorylation; intracellular signal transduction. The record is from RefSeq and is a predicted model, not a curated record. The transcript has 11 exons. Gene Ontology annotation, cellular component: cytoplasm. NCBI's taxonomy places the organism in Eukaryota, Metazoa, Chordata, Aves, Casuariiformes, Dromaiidae.
UGCGCAGCGCCGGCCCCGCCGCGGCCGAGCGGGCUGAGCGGCGGCGGGAGCCUCCUCGGGGCCGGGCCGCCCCUCCCCGUCGCUGCCCGCCCCUGCGCGGCGGGCGGGAGGGCGGCAGCGCGCAGGCGGCGCGGGGGGCGCAGAGCGGCGCGGCGAGGCCGGAGCCGCCGGCGGCGCGAUGCCGGCGGCGGCGGGCGACGGGCUGCUGGGGGAGCCGGCGGCGGUGGCGGGCGGCGGCGGCGAGGCGCGGCGGGCGGCGGCGGCGGCGGGCGGCGAGGGGAGUUUCCUGGCCGCCUGGCUGGGCGCGGCGGCGGCGGCGCCCCGGGAGCGGCUCCGCGACUUCCAGCACACCAAGCGCGUCGGCAGCUACCUGAUCGGGCGGAAGCUGGGCGAGGGCUCCUUCGCCAAGGUCCGCGAGGGGCUGCACGUGCUCACCGGGGAGAAGGUGGCAGUGAAAGUAAUUGACAAGAAAAGAGCCAAAAAGGACACCUAUGUCACCAAGAAUCUGCGACGGGAAGGGCAGAUCCAGCAAAUGAUUCGCCACCCCAAUAUUGCUCAGCUGCUGGAUAUACUGGAAACUGAAAACAGCUACUACCUUGUCAUGGAGCUGUGCCCUGGUGGCAACUUGAUGCACAAGAUCUAUGAGAAAAAAAGACUUGAAGAGCAUGAAGCACGCAAAUAUAUUAGGCAGCUUAUUCUGGCAGUAGAGCAUCUUCAUCGGGCAGGAGUGGUUCACAGAGACUUGAAGAUAGAAAAUCUGUUGCUAGAUGAAGACAACAAUAUCAAGCUUAUUGACUUUGGCUUGAGCAACUGUGCGGGCAUCUUGGGUUACUCUGAUCCGUUCAGCACCCAGUGUGGGAGCCCAGCAUAUGCAGCCCCUGAACUUCUGGCAAGGAAAAAGUACGGGCCGAAAAUAGAUGUUUGGUCCAUCAGUGGGUCAUCCGUUCACGUCAAGGAUGAAGUUACCAGCACUGUGGGAUGCAGGCACUCUUACUGGGACUGGAAUGCAGACAAACAGCACAGCCAUCCUUCUAAGCCAUUCAACCUUUUCCAUGGCGUAAACAUGUAUGCAAUGUUGACUGGAACGUUACCUUUUACUGUGGAGCCGUUCAGCUUGAGAGCUUUAUACCAGAAAAUGGUGGACAAAGAAAUGAACCCGUUUCCCACUCAGCUCUCCACAGCGGCCAUAAACUUUCUACGAUCUCUACUAGAGCCAGAUCCGGCAAAGAGACCAAACAUCCAACAGGCGCUUGCAAAUCGCUGGCUUAAUGAGAAUUACCCUGGAAGAGCACCACCUAACGUAACGUAUCCAAACAGGAUUCACCUCGAGGACCUCAGCCAAAGUGUGCUGCUCCAUAUGACCGAGAAGCUCGGCUACAAGAACAGUGAUGUAAUCAACACGGUGCUCUCCAACCGCGCAAGCCACACACUCGCCAUCUACUUUCUGCUGAAUAAGAAGCUGGAACGCUACUUGGCAAGCCUGAGGAAGUCUGAAGGCCAGGACAAUAUUUGCCACAAGAACCAACUGUACCAGAUAGAAAAAUACAAGGCAAAUAAAGACUCCUAUGAGGACAAAAAACUCAAAGAACAAGAAAAGAAAGGGGAGAUUCUUCACCGUCCACCCCCAAAGAAAACUGAGAAAAGUCCAGUUUCAUAUAGACAGCCUUCUUCCUGUCUUAUCUCACAGAUACAGAACACCAAGGCACUGCUGAGGGACCGAAAAAUCACCAAGGCUGGAGGUCUGGAGAAAGACUCCCCUGGUGGGUUAAGCCCUUUCCACGAACCCGUGGCAACCAAGAUGGGCUGCGUCACUUCCAGUUCCCUGGAAUAUCUUGAAAUCCAGCAGCCGCUUCCACGAACCCCCCGACUCCUCAAGAGACAGGAUUCCCCGCAGCAGGAGCCCGCGAGGAUCGGUGGCCAGGCAAAGGACUCUCCUCUGAUUCUCAAUAUUGUUCAUUCUUUUGAAUCUGUUGACAGAGAGGACCAAAUAGACCAAGUUUCCCCCUCUCAUCAGUACCGAAUUUUAGGUUCACCAAUAAAUUUUCCUUAUAAAAGCUCAAGUGAAAGGACACUGUCCCCGCUUUUUCAGCCAGGAAGUACAUCCCCUGCCAGAAGCCCUGUUCACCCCACCCAGGUCUCCUUCACGUACGACGAGAAAGUGAAUCCAGCGAGAGACGAGGCCGUGUCCCCCACUCAGCUGGUUCCCAAUAAUCCCUUGGGCAGCCCUAACUGUGUUAAAAGCCGAGGCAGGUUCCCCAUGAUGGGGAUCGGACAGAUGCUGCGGAAGAGGAACCAGACCAUGCAGUCAGCCAGCGACAAGCCGCUGGAAACGAGAAUGCCGCAGCUGCAGCAGAUGAGCCCCACGCAGAUUUCCUUCAACGCAGCAGAUGCCGUCAAUGGCCAGUGUUAAUCUGAUGUGCCAGGUUUUGUGCUGCCGCUGUCUGGCACCUAACCUUUUCUAUUUUGAAGAAGAAGGGAAAGCCACAGGCAUGUUGCUGUCACUACAUGGUAUACCUACAGUGGUCCAACUUAGAAAAUCAGAGGUCCACUUGUAAGGAAGGGUUUGUCCUACGUAUUAAAGUUGAUAGAAAAGGGCCCUGCUUGUGCUGUUAAGGAAUAUUAGCAUUUGGCAUUUGACUGUACAGUGAAACAUGUCUCAAAAGAGCUACACGAAUAUGUAUUUUCCCUGCUCUGAAGUAGUAUUGCAAUAAGGUUCGUUGGAAGCACAGCGAGCAUUAACAACAGCUUGAUUCAGCAAUGUAAUGCGCAUGGUGCCAUGAAUGCUGGUCCCAUCCAGGACCUGUGGUAAGACUGCCCUUGCUCCAUGUCUGUGCCGUACAGUGUACUGUACUGUCACAGGCAUUCACAUGACUCAAGAAGUGGAAGAACUCAAAAUACUAUUUCCAAAAUCAGCUUGCUACAAGCACUACCAAGAAGAAAAAGGAAGUUUGUGGAAGCUUGAAUAGUGACAUGGGUUUUCUAAACAUUCAGAGAAAGUGGGAGUAUUGAAAUUCAAAGCAGAUUUUACUGUUAAGUACACAAAGUAGCUAAUAAUGGAAUCAUUUUUUUCUUAAAGAAAAUGAUGAUUUAAUAGGUGAUGUCACUCAAAAGAAACAUAAUUAUUUAAAAACAAGUUUCAUCAAAUGGAAAUCUACCCCACUAAUAGCCUGUCCCUUUCGUAUAUAAUGGCUUUGCAAGUGGAUGCUUUAAACAGUAAUCCAGAUUGCAAUAUGCUGUGUUUAAACAAUCCAGUCACCUCCAAUUUUUGUAGCUGUACUAGUUCCAUGGCACUGUUACGUGCAGGAUUGUCUUAGCCCCUAUUAUUAGCAAAACAGCAUUGGACAUACUUGAAGGCUUUUCUGAGAGACUGCAGUGAAUUAAAAAGACUAAUAAAGGACACAUGAACCAGUACCAAUGCCAUUUUAUACUGCAAGGAUGCUAAUGCAGUAGUUACCAAAAAUUAAGUAUUGUUAUGAGCUGUGAAUAUUGACUUUCUUAAAAGGCAACAUGUUCUACAUACUGGUCUUGUUUUUCUAAGUAAAUCAUACAUCCGAGAAGCUGGCAACAUUUUUUGGUUCUGUUUUUGUGUUUAAACUGUCUCCUAUAAAUUAGAAGGUUUAGCCAAAGACUACCCUCUUCGUCUGUCCAUAUUGUGCUUGCGUAUGUGUUUGUGUACAUGGGAAAUCUCGACGAUGCUUCCACUAAUCUGUUUUCCAAGUGGGUAGCCCUUGGCCUGUAUAUUCCACUGCAGCCCACCCACUUAAUGUCAUUUCGAAAAAUGAGUCAGCAGAGGCAUUGUCCUCAGGGAUUGUUAAUGGAAUAUAGGAAUUUUGCGUCAAGAUCAUCUGUAGGAAUCCAAGUCCUAUUUUUAUCAAUAUUAUUGAAAAUAAUUUUGUGGCCCCAUUGCUAUGGUUUCUGUACAAAUACUAAGAGUUUCCCCGUUCCCCUUCCAAUUUCACGAUAUACAAAGAUUACGGGAGGAAGAAAGCUAGCACAGGCAGGUGAAAAGUUUACCAACAGAGCCCCUAGUUGAGUGCGUAUCUCCUGAUUCCCAGGUUAGCACAGGCCUUUUGCUGAAAUUUGCAAGAAAUAAAUUGGAGAUUAAUCGAAAUACUAGCAGAACAGAUAACUCGUUUUGACUGCUUGCUGCUGAAACCAGCAGAGAGUCUGGGCUGAAUGGCCCAGAGAGUGCAUGCCCAGAGUGCCCUCCUCAUCCCUACAGCUGGGACCUUCAGCACUCAAGCUGCUAGGCAGUUCAGGAUGGAGGAGUUCAUAUGCUUCUUACUGUACUCUUCAGCGUACUCAAAUACCUCCUUCUGGGGUUGUUAAGCCACCAAUAGAAUUAUAUACCUAUAAAAUCCCGAUAUAGUAAGAAUGACAGCCCUAAAAUACUUUAACUGAUUUGGGGGUUGAAAAAUGUCAUAUUCUAUUUGUACAGAGGUCCAUUUUAGCUCUUCCUUUUGUGUGAAAACAUCAAAGUACUUCUUUUUGUUCACGCUAAGAACAUGUUUGCAUUGUAAAGCUAGUGAGUGAGGACAACUGAAAUACCGUGCAUGCAUCAGACUUGAAUAGAUGGCAGGUACUGACUUGAAUUACAAGCUCAGGUUUAUUUGAAACCCAAUAAAAGGUUGGGGGAGGCAGGAAAGAGACAUGUAUUUCUUUGUAAAAGAGUCAGAGUGAAAACAGAAAUGUUAACUCUUUUAUUAUAUUUAUAGAGAAUAUGUGAGUGCUACACUGCUAAACCAUAAACAUGUAUCCAGCUUAGACAGCAGCUGUGGACAGGCAAACUGCAGUGACCAUAUAAGGGGCUUACUGAAAUAUAGUAGUGUAAAUUCCAGGGGAAAAAUUGUACUUGUUAUCAUUAUUAAAUAUAUGUACUUUUUAAAUGAGA